Nerophis lumbriciformis (worm pipefish) is the source of this 930-nucleotide messenger RNA. The record is from RefSeq and is a predicted model, not a curated record. NCBI's taxonomy places the organism in Eukaryota, Metazoa, Chordata, Actinopteri, Syngnathiformes, Syngnathidae.
AUGGCCGCAAGGCGAAAGACGAAACAUACUGGAGAGAAACCUUUUACUUGCUGUGUUUGUAAGAAGAGUUUCUCCACAAAACCUCAAAUGACCACACACAUGAGAACACACACUGGAGAGAAACCUUUUACUUGCUCUGUUUGUAAGAAGAGUUUCUCCACAAAACCUCAAAUGACCACACACAUGAGAACACACACUGGAGAGAAACCUUUUACUUGCUCUGUUUGUAAGAAGAGUUUUUCCAGAAAGCUUGACAUGACCAGACACAUGAGAACACACACUGGAGAGAAACCUUUUGCUUGCUCAGCUUGUGCUAAAAGAUUCAACACUAAGAAGGAAAUUAUAUUGCACAUGAGAACACACACAGGUGAGAAACUUUUUACUUGCUCUGUUUGUAAGAAGAGUUUCUCCAGCAAGCAAAGCAUGACCACACACAUGAGAACACACACUGGAGAGAAACCUUUUACUUGCUCUGUUUGUAAGAAGAGUUUCUCCACGAAACCACACAUGACUACACACAUGAGAACACACACUGGAGAGAAACCUUUUACUUGCUCUGUUUGUAAGAAGAGUUUCUCCACAAAGCCGCACAUGACCACACACAUGAGAACACACACUGGAGAGAAACCUUUUGCUUGCUCAGCUUGUACUAAAAGAUUCAACACAAAGAAGGGAAUUAUAUUACACAUGAGAAAACACACAGGUGAGAAACCUUUUACUUGCUCUGUUUGUAAGAAGAGUUUCUCCAGCAAGCAUCACAUGGCCACACACAUGAGAACACACACUGGAGAGAAACCGUUUAGUUGCACUGUGUGUGAUAAGAUGUUCAGGUUUAAGUAUCAGGUCAGUAGACACAAGUGUGUAACAGUCAUGGAAGCUGCAGGGAUGUAAAAACACUUAAACAGUGAUUGUGCUAAAUGCAGUUUAAAA